GCGGGGCAGACCUGCAUUGCGCCCGACUACGUCCUGUGCAGCAUGGAGAUGCAGGAGAAGCUGAUGCCUGCUCUGCGUGAGGCCAUCACAGAGUUCUAUGGCUCUGAGCCCCGCAAUUCCCCUGACUUUGCCCGCAUUGUGGGGGACAAACAGUUCCAGCGCGUGCGGGCGCUGUUGAGCAGCGGGCGUGUGGCCAUCGGGGGACAGACGGACGAGGAGGAGCGCUACAUCGCCCCUACUGUGCUGGUGGAUGUGAAGCCCUCUGACCUUGCCAUGCAGGAGGAGAUCUUUGGCCCUAUCCUGCUCAUCAUUACAGUGGCCAAUAUGGAUGAAGCCAUUGACUUCAUCAACAGCCAUGAACGGCCUCUGGUUGUGUAUGCCUUCUCCUCCGACAACAAGGAGGUGAACCAAGUGCUGGAGAGGACGAGCAGCGGGGGCUUCUGUGGCAACGACACCCUGAUGCACGUGACGCUGACCUCGCUGCCCUUCGGUGGUAUCGGGUCCAGCGGUCUGGGGAUGUACCACGGCCAGUUCACCUUCGACACCUUCACCCACCACCGCGGCUGCCUGCAGCGUGGCACCGGCCUGGAGCCCAUCAACACCCUGCGCUACCCCCCUUACAGCGCCCACAAGAUGGGGCUGGUCCGCGCUGCCACCUCGGUCAAGCGCCGGGGGGAAUGCCUCCUGCUCUGAGGCACCGCCACGACCGCCCUGGUGCCUCCACAGCCGCGGGGGCCCUCCAGCCAUCAAUGUCGUCUGUUGACUCCAAGUGCCUCGCUGUACCUGUCGCUGGCUUGGUGACACCCAGGGCCUCCUGCCUAUCAGCGUGGGGUGGAGCUGGUAGCCAGUGGGAUGGGAGAAAAGAAAAGAGUUGGGGCUUGGGGGUGGAACCAACUAUAGAUGGUGGCCCCCAGUUCUUGGUGCCCCACUUUGCCCUCAGUGCCCCCCAACUCCCACUUCCCCCAUGUCUCCUGGCAUGUCCCACGCAUCUCCCACCACCCCUCAUAUCUCCCCGUGCUCCCCACAUCCACCCAUGCCCAGCUGGACCCUUGUGAAGUUGGAGCCCUCACCUAUGAGCAGAUGCAUCACGCAGGCCCUCCCAGUUGCUGGGAAAGGCUCUCCAGAUCAUUGCUGCAACUGGGCUCCCAGCAACUGCAGAUCUGGAUGAAGGUAAAGUAUGAGGGCAAUUGGGGACAUAACUUUCUUAAUCACAAUCCUCAUGUACUAAUGGUUAAGUGCAUUGCCGCGUUCUAUCUUUGCUGUUUAAUCUCACUUAUCUUGCUGAAGUAAAGAUAACUGCACUUAUUCA
Lagopus leucura (white-tailed ptarmigan) is the source of this 1309-nucleotide messenger RNA. RefSeq names its product aldehyde dehydrogenase family 3 member B1-like. The transcript has 4 exons. The record is from RefSeq and is a predicted model, not a curated record. Gene Ontology annotation, biological process: aldehyde metabolic process. The annotation marks the transcript as partial. Gene Ontology annotation, molecular function: aldehyde dehydrogenase (NAD+) activity. Gene Ontology annotation, cellular component: cytoplasm. Lineage: Eukaryota; Metazoa; Chordata; Aves; Galliformes; Phasianidae.